AUGCGGAUUGCCCGCAUACCAAAAAGGGAGACGCAUCCACGCAUGAUGGGCCAGUACCGUGACUUCUCCCUCCCGUCGCCAACAUUUCCUCCUCCCGUCGCCUUCAUUUCCCCCGAAAUGCAACCUCAUUUCCUCCUCCCGUCGCCUUCAUUUCCCGCUCCCGUCGCCUUCAUUUCCCCCUCCCGUCGCCUUCAUUUCCCCCUCCCGUCGCCUUCAUUUCCCGCUCCCGUCGCCUUCAUUUUCCCCUCCCGUCGCCUUCAUUUCCCGCUCCCGUCGCCUUCAUUUCCCCCUCCCGUCGCCUUCAUUUCCCGCUCCCGUCGCCUUCAUUUUCCCCUCCCGUCGCCUUCAUUUCCCCCUCCCGUCGCCUUCAUUUCCCCCUCCCGUCGCCUUCAAGUCCCCCGCCCGUCGCCUUCACUCCCCCCGCCCGUCGCCAACGUUCCCCCCUCCCUACGCCCUGCUCAUUCUCCCGUCGCCCUCUCUUCCCUGGCUCGCCCUUUGUUGGUUCACUUGCGCCAACGCAUCCUGCCCCGUCGCUACCCCUCCCUGCACCCGACGGGAACCGGCCAUUUCCCCACGCUAAUGCUCCCUUUCCCUCACUACCACCCGCCCAAUCCCCCACACCCCCGCGUCCCGUGCCCCACUCCCCGGCUCACUCUGUCUCCCCUUCUCGUUCUUUUCCCCCCGGCUCACUUUGUUCUCCCGCACGCUUCCAACCCCUUGCCGUCAACCCUGCCAUUACCCUCUCUCCCUAUCCCAUUUCCUCCCACGCCAACUCUCCCUUUCCCUCACGCCAACUCUCCCUUUCCCUCGCGCCAACUCUCCCUUUCCCUCACGCCAACUAUCAUUUCCCCCCCAUCAACUCUCUAUUACCCGCACGCCAACUCUCAUUUCCCGCACGCCAACUCUCAUUUCCCGCACGCCAACUCUCAUUUCCCGCACGCCAACUCUCAUUUCCCGCACGCCAACUCUCAUUUCCCGCACGCCAACUCUCAUUUCCCGCACGCCAACUCUCAUUUCCCGCACGCCAACUCUCAUUUCCCACACGCCAACUCUCAUUUCCCGCACGCCAACUCUCAUUUCCCGCACGCCAACUCUCAUUUCCCACACGCCAACUCUCAUUUCCCACACGCCAACUCUCAUUUCCCACAUGCCAACUCUCAUUUCCCACACGCCAACUCUCAUUUCCCACACGCCAACUCUCAUUUCCCACACGCCAACUCUCAUUUCCCACACGCCAACUCUCCGACUCCCUCACGCCAACUCUCCAUCUCCCUCACGCCAACUCUCAUUUCCCACACGCCAACUCUCCAUCUCCCUCACGCCAACUCUCAUUUCCCACACGCCAACUCUCCAUCUCCCUCACGCCAACUCUCAUUUCCCACACGCCAACUCUCAUUUCCCACACGCCAACUCUCCAUCUCCCUCACGCCAACUCUCCAUCUCCCUCACGCCAACUCUCCAUCUCCCUCACGCCAACUCUCCAUCUCCCUCACGCCAACUCUCCAUCUCCCUCACGCCAACUCUCCAUCUCCCUCACGCCAACUAUCCAUCUCCCUCACGCCAACUCUCCAUCUCCCUCACGCCAACUAUCCAUCUCCCUCACGCCAACUAUCCAUCUCCCUCACGCCAACUCUCCAUCUCCCUCACGCCAACUAUCCAUCUCCCUCACGCCAACUCUCCAUCUCCCUCACGCCAACUCUCCAUCUCCCUCACGCCAACUAUCCCAUUCCCCGGAGUCGUUGCCCAACACUACCCCCUCCUGUCGCCUCCACUCCCAUGCGCGCUCUCUCCCCCCCUGCUCACUCCUUUAUCCCCUGCUCACUCCUUUAUCCCCUGCUCACUCCUUUAUCCCCUGCUCACUCCUUUAUCCCCUGCUCACUCGGUUCCCCCCUGCUCACUCCUUUAUCCCCUGCUCACUCUCUUUCCCCCUGCUCACUCUCUUUCCCCCCUUCUCACCCAUUUCCCCCCUUCUCGGGCCACGCCGCCACGGCGACAGUGCACGCACUCCUGCUACCCAUGUCGUCAUCUCGUCCCCCUGCUACACGUGUCCUGCUCGCAUCCCCUUGCUGCCCCUCACCACCCUCCCUACCACACCCCCACUCAACGACCCACCCUCCUGUUGCGGCCCACGAGAAUGGAGAGAAGGCCGUCAGGGGGCCGCCAUCUGGUGCUGCCUCCCGACCUCCCCUUCCCUCCCCCACCCCCGCACUGCCGUCUGCUCCCUCUGGCACCCCAUUGAAUCUCUCCUCCCCCCUCCCCCCUGCUGCCAUCCCUUGCUCUAACCUCGUCUUCCUUCGCGCCCUCGGUCUCUCCCUCACCUUCUCCUUCACACCGCACUCUUCACUUCCCAGCUUUCUCCCACUUUGGUACAAAUCCCCCUCCAUCUCGAAACACCCUCUCUCGGUCGGCUCCCCGGCUGCCCCUGCUUCAACUCCAUACAACGAUGCAUCACCGCCCACUCCUCUCCUUUGCUCCGCUCCUUGGUCUCCCUCCGUCCCGCUGUGA
Closterium sp. NIES-65 is the source of this 2505-nucleotide messenger RNA. The record is from the annotation of a GenBank genome assembly. Lineage: Eukaryota; Viridiplantae; Streptophyta; Zygnematophyceae; Desmidiales; Closteriaceae.